UUCUUUUUGACCAUUUCGAUCCUUCCCGCUCCUCCCCUGGUCCCUCCAUCUGCAUAUUCCCUUUAAUGGAGCCGUUGUCAGUUAUAACAGUGAGACAUUGCUAUCUAAGAGACUUUAAGAAAGUUUUAACAUAAUCAUGUCGGACCAUUACGUAUUCAUAUUUUUUUCUCUUUGGAUUACUUCAGCAAAAGCAUUUCAAUAUAGAACGUUACGCAUUAAUUUUAUCUAUAGAUUACCUCCCAAUGAAAGAUUGAACAAAGACGUAAACAUUCUGUGGCGUCCUUUUCCAUGGAACCUCUUUAGGAUUUGAACUACAACGGCUCCGUAGUUUCUUAAUCAGAAAUCAUGUCACUUGCAACCUUCUCAUAUUAUCCAAAUAUAAAAGGUCAAAAGCCACAAGAAAGUCCAUUUCUUUUUAAUUUGUUAAUGGGUAGUUGGACCCUUUUCUUGCGUCUGCAAGCCAUCAGAUAAUCCAGACAAAAUAGACUUUGGCAUGAGGCCUUUUAAGUAUUUUGCUUUGAUUUACAGGAUUAGGAAUGGUGGGUGGUAAGAAAGAGACAUGCAUGAUGAGCUCUGCAACUGCUAACAAGUCUUGCAGGAGAUAGGUAUAAAGAAACUCUAAGGUCCAGUUUGUCUUGAGAACAGGACUUUCUCAAGGUUUCACAGGACAACAAAAGUCAGAUAAAAGCAAUAAAAAAACAUGAUUUUGAUAAUGCCCAUAAGUAGAUGUUAGUGACUAGUGAUCUACUAGACCAGUACUGAUUCAGAGGUCUGUACGUUAAGAAUGAGGUUAAGUUCGCUAAUUUUGUUUCGGUUAUAAAUAAAUAAAGAGUUAAAUAUAUUUCCAGAGUACAGUCAGUGGAUGACGCAUUGGAAUGUGUGCACCUGCAAAAUGUGAGGUGGAGAGGUUCACAGUUCCCACAGUGGUGUAGAAGAAUCUUUCAGUCAGCAAGUCAUUUCAUUAUAUGGUGCAAAAUGGGGGAAUCACAUGAUCUCUGGGAAGAUUAAAGAAGCUGAGAGGGGCAUUUUAAAGGUAUUUAUGAGGAGGCUUGUUAGAUUUAUGUGGUUAUAUAUCGUGGGUGUUCCAGUUAUUUGAGUGGGUUACUGAUGGGAUCAGGAAGAGAAGGAUUUCCCCUGCCCUCUCCUACUGGGGAGGGUAAGGGUGAUCAGAGAGCCAGGAGGAGGAAAUCAGGAGGGGGUAUCACGGUUUCCAUGUACCAUCACAUGAUUGGUAAAGAACAAGUGUUAGGUCUUCAGGAAAACAAUGGCUGUAAAAGCAAUGGUAAUCAUAGGCCAAUUGACCAUAAUCUGAGCAAUGCUGCAGCUCUCAGAGUCUCUACUGCAAACUCCUUAUCUACCCACAAGAAAUUGAGCUCCAAGAGCAUUGGUCAAUUUGAUACUAAACUUCAGAAUGGGGAAGAGGGAGGAGGACUAGCUGGUUCUGUUACCCACAAGAAUUUUAACUCCAAGAGCAUUAGUCAAUAUGGUACUAAACAACAGCAUGGAGAAGAGGGAGGAGGACUAGCUGGUUCUGUUAGUGGAAGAAGGAAAAACAGGCUUAAUUUGGGAGAUGAAAGAGAAAUAAGCCCUCUGAAUUAUCAAAGGCCCAAGGUCAAUCAGGAGGAAGGAAUCCUGAUUGGAGAGGAGUUGGACAGUCCAUCUUCAAUUUGUAAAGUAAAUGCACCCAAAAGAAAGAAUUCUAGGACUGAAGUCACUGAGGGAAUUGCGUUACAGCAGUCUGUGGAUCAGCAGCCAAAUAGUAGAUUGGCUUCCAGGUCUGGAAGAUCCAGCAGAAAUUCUAGAGUUGGAACAGUUGAAACAGGAGGCUGUGAUCUGGGGCAUUUAGAUACAGCAAAAAGAACAAAGCAGCUUAGCCCCUGUAGACCACACAAGCGAAAAACACCCGAACCGAAUGCUGGUGGAAUUCCUCAGGAUGACAACCCUGUUAAACCUUGUACCCUGCCCCCCAUCCUACAUUUUGAUCCCAAGCCAAUCUAUCCCAUCAAUGUUCUUCCAGUUGCACAAAUCGACCCUGAGCCUGUCUACUGCCACAAUGUAUCUCCAAUUCCAAAUUUUGAUUCUGAUGUCAUGUAUACCCACGAUCUUCCUCCAAUUCCACAGCUUCAUUCCGAGUCCAGUUCUCGACAUUCCAAUCCUUCAAUUCCCUCCUCUGCUCCCGAACUUCAACUCACUGAUCUUGAACCUAAUGUUAGCCCAAUCCACCAUCUCUGUCUGGAGGCCACUGAUCACAAUACUAAGCUUCCAGUUUCAUAUCCUUCUCCUCUAGAAGCCGGCCCUCUCCAUUCAAUGGCAUUUGGAAAAAAUGUUGUUCAAGCUCCAGAACCCACAAAAUCAUCACCUUGCUUGCCAAGGCGAACUAGAAGAAGUCAGUGUGAAGAGCCUGAGAGGCUACACUUUCAGUAUAUGGUAGAUUUGAUCAUGUGGACGGAUGCUCCAAAAUCAGCAUUGUUGUUCGGAUUUGGUUCAUUUUGUGUCUUAUCUUCAUCCUUUACUCAGGACUUGCAAUUCAGCUUGGUUACCUUUGUAUCAUACUUGGCCCUUGCAUAUCUAGCUGCUGUUUUCCUUUACAAGACCAUUUUGCGCAGGGGAACAGUUGAACAAGAGAAUAGCCUUACAGAUGUAGAGUUAAUUAGUGAGGCAGAUGCCCUUUGGGUUCUCAGAUCAGCUCUUCCGGUAAUCAAUCUAUCAUUAGCCAAGUUCCAAAAACUUUUUUCAGGAGACCCUGCUACUACAAUGAAGUUGGCUUCUGUUCUGUGGUUGCUAGCAAAGUGUGGGCACACAAUGACAAUCUGGAAUCUGGCAAAGCUUUCUUUCUUUGCCAUCUUCACCAUACCUAAGCUUUAUACACGGUACUCUGCUCAGUUGAAUGGAUAUGGUCUCUCCAUGUUACUUCGGUUUAGAGAUGCGUGGAAUACAUGCUCCCACAAGAAGGGUGUGUUGGUUGCAGUUUUUCUGUUUCUUUGGAAUUAUUCUACAGUCACAGCGCGUUUGUGGGGUGCAUUUAUUUUGAUAGUAGCUCUUCGGCUCUACCAUCAAUCUUUUAAGACAUAUCUUGAAAAUCAGCAAUCUGAUCCUUCAGAGGAAAAUAUCCAAAUUGAAGAGAUACAGGCAGUUGAAGUUUCUAAACUGGAGCUGAUGAAGAUACCACAAGAAGUCUUCUAGAUCACCAUGUUGAAAUCUUCUCCCAAGCAAAUGUAAAGAAUGUUCCGGAGUUAACUUGUCUGCUUUUAUUGGAUUGGAUUCUGGAAAUUGAAUAACCAUGCAACAUCUCUAAAGAUGUUAACUUAUUCCUUUGUUUUUCGUAGUUUCCUUAACUGCUAGAAUCAUAACACAACACUUAUGUAGCUCCUCUUCUCCUUUGUGAAAUCAAAUAAUAUGUCACAAUGUUGAGAUACAGUUGUAAAUUAUUAGCAAUUUAGGUAAGAUGAAAACUUUCUGGGUUAUUGUUUGCCCACUUGAUAUCUUUUUACUGAUUUAAAAAAAAGAAAAAUUUAGAAAA
Molecule: messenger RNA, 3520 nt
Organism: Cryptomeria japonica (Japanese cedar)
Lineage: Eukaryota; Viridiplantae; Streptophyta; Pinopsida; Cupressales; Cupressaceae
Exons: 10
Coding region: 1108-3183 (691 amino acids)
Source: RefSeq, a predicted model, not a curated record